GCGUGACAAAAGCGUCCGGAAAAAAAAGAGAGAGAGAGAAUACAGCAGCUGUUGUCUGGAUAGGAAACACACUGACAUUGUCUGCCUGCUAACAUCAUCACAUCAUCCACCAGUCGUGGGAGCUUAAUAACCUCAUCAGUGCUGGAGUCAGCCGUGCCGUCAGCCCAACCAUUCCUUUAUUAGAAGACACGCAAAGGCACUGCUAUGUGGAUACUCGGUAGCAAUGACUGAUGUGGAAUCUACAUAUGCAGAUUUCAUAGCCUCCGGGAGAACAGGAAGAAGGAAUGCUUUGCAUGAUAUACUUGUCUCCUCUUCAAGCGGGAACACAAGUGAGCUGGCUUUAAAGUUAUCAGAGCUUGACAUAAACAAGCCAGAGGGGGAUGAAAAUGAACAGACAACACCUAGUGAGAAAACUACGGAGGAACAAACUCAAGCGCCAAAACAGGAGAGCUAACAACUCAACACAAUUGUGGUACUGCACCGAAAGGUUCUAAACCUGAAAGCAAUAUGAAGAUACCUAGUGUAGCAAGGGUAGACAUCAGCCCAGAGAUCAGAAAUGACUGGAAAAUAUCAAAGAGAUUUCAAGCAGCGGAGAUGGCUGAAGGGCUUUUUCCCAAUUUUUUCAUAAGCAAUGGUUGACAUGUCUAAGACACAGUUAGCUACUUAAGAUGUUAAUGAAACACCAAUGGGUAACCACAGAAAUUCUCAUUGUGGUUUUUGAAACCCUCUAAGGAUUCGAUCCUGUGCUGUUGUAAUGGCUUCCAUGAUUCAUACGGCUCAGCUAUUUAUCCAGAUGUCCCAAUCACAGAAAAAAUAACGUGAAAAAAAUGACAUUGAAUUAUGAACAUUGUAUUUGUGUUAAAUAGCUUUGUUGUUUUCCAAUGUUUUGUAUGGUACACUUUAAUAUUUUACACUGCCCCUAAUAUAAACGUGCACAUGUAAACUGGUGGCCUCACAAAUAAAGGGCUGUUUAUUUUCUUUUUUGGAUUUUUUGUUUUAUUUUCAUUUUUAGUCAUUCACAAACUAAUUCAAUACUCACAUCACCUCCAAACUCUUCACAUUUCAUUGGUACGAUAUAUCUGUUAGGAAAAGAGCGAGUAUAACAAUGCACUGUACUUAGUAGCAGCUGAAGUCACUGUGUUAUGUGAUCUCAGUUUCAAUGUCACUAUAGCAAAUCACAAUUUUCACAAUAUCGGUUUUCACAAGGUGACAAGUUUUAUUCACAAAAAAAUGUCCUCACUUUUUUUUUUUUAUCUUCUAGAAAUCCAUGUGACGCAUUUUUGUUGUAAUAGCGAGUGAUGCACUUACACUAAGGGUUGGAGAAUGGGAAUGCACUAUGGAAGGGUGUGUGGUUAUCUGGUCACACCAAUUCCUUCCUAAUUUAGUACCUAUUUCUAACACUGUUCUGGUUACGGAUGUAAUAGUGCACUUUUUAAUGUUUGUACAUUUUACUAACUAAUCGUGUGGUUGUUUAUCAGUUCUAAUAACCAAUAAAGUUAACCAAAUAUCUUAGAA
This is a messenger RNA of Hyla sarda, 1515 nucleotides long. It is a transcript of the gene PKIA, whose product is annotated as cAMP-dependent protein kinase inhibitor alpha. The coding region runs from base 224 to 454 and encodes 76 amino acids. The record is from RefSeq and is a predicted model, not a curated record. Gene Ontology annotation, molecular function: cAMP-dependent protein kinase inhibitor activity. The transcript is spliced from 3 exons. Gene Ontology annotation, cellular component: cytoplasm; nucleus. Lineage: Eukaryota; Metazoa; Chordata; Amphibia; Anura; Hylidae. Gene Ontology annotation, biological process: negative regulation of cAMP-dependent protein kinase activity.